CCCCUCUCUUCUCAACACCCACCCACCAUGGCGAACGACUGGAAGAUCCGCGCAGACGCAUACAAGGCGCAGGUGCUCGCGUCCAUCCCCGAGGCGUGGCGCCUCAAGACCAAGCCGAGCGGGAAGGAUGUGCGGCACGUCGCGGAGACGUCGGGCAUCCUCACCCCCGAUGAGGUGCAGCUGCUCGCGCGCGACGCGACGCAGCUCGCGGCAGACAUUGCCGCACGCAAGUUCUCCGCCGUGCAGGUCGCCACCGCGUAUUGUAAGAGCGCGGCCGUCGCGCACCAGACGACGAACUGCAUCAUGGACUUCUUCCCGGACGAGGCGCUUGCGCGCGCGAAGUGGCUUGACGACGAGCUCGAGCGGACGGGCAAGCCUGUGGGCGUGCUGCAUGGCGUUCCCAUCUCGGUGAAAGACAUGGUCGCACUAAAGGGCCGCCGCAUCUCGGCGGGAUACCUCGGCAUCCUCGAGAGCGCUGAGGGCGUGUCGGCGGAGGACGCGGUCAUUACCGCGGCAUUCCGCGCCGCCGGCGCCGUGUUCUACUGCAAGACCACAAACCCCCAGGCUAUCAUGCACCUCGAGUGCGACUCGUUCCUCGGCCCUACGCUCAACCCGUUCAACACUGAUCUGACGCCCGGCGGGUCGACGGGAGGAGAGGCGGCGCUCAUCGCUGCCGGCGGCUCGGUGCUUGGCAUCGGAACCGACAUUGGCGGCUCGAUCCGCAACCCCUGUGCCAACUGCGGGCUGUACGGCUUCAAGCCAUGUGCCUCUCGCCUGCCCAAGAGCGGCAACAUGUCUGGCAUGCCGAACCAGGAGACGAUCGUGGGCGCCAUCGGGCCGAUGGGCGUGAGCGCGCGCGACAUGGAGCUGUUCGUCAAAGUGCAACUCGAUGCCAAGCCGUGGAAGGUGGACCCGAGCGUGGUCAAGAUGCCCUGGCGGCCAGAGGAGGUGGAGUGGGUGGGCGGCUCGAAGCCCCGCAUCGGCGUGCAAUGGCAUGACGGCGUGUGCGUGCCGCAGCCGCCCAUGCGCGCAGCCCUCAGGAUGGCCGUCGACAAGCUCAAGGCGGCCGGGUACGAGGUCGUGGAGGUGCAGCCGCGCAAGACGUGGGAGGCGUGGCUCCUCCUCAAGGAGCUGUACUUCACGGACGGGGGCGCGCGUGUGCGCGGCGAGGCCGCGCGGACCGGCGAGCCCAUCUUGCCACUCACAGAAUGGGUCAUGACGGGCGCGACGGAGAAGACGCCCACACAAGUCAUGGAGCUCGUGCGCCAGCGCGAGGCCUUCCGCAAAGACUACGCAAAGUACUGGGAGAGCCUCAACAUCGACGUCAUGCUCCUCCCCGCCAUGCCUGGCCCGGCUAACGUCCUCGGCACAUCCAAGUACUGGCUGUACACGGCGUUCUACAACCUCGUCGACUAUCCCGGCGCCGUGUUCCCGGCCGGCGUGCAGGUCGACCCCAAGAACCCGGAACACGCGCGCGACGAGCCCCGCGAGUACCUCUCUGAGGACGACAAGCGGACUGCUGAGGAAUAUACGCCGGAGAAGUUCGAGAACGCACCCAUCGAUCUCCAGAUUAUCGGAGGGCACUGGGAGGAGGAGAAGGUGAUGGAGGCGCUCAAGAUUAUCUCCAAGGUUGUCAACCCCUAGCAUUGUAUCAGGGCAAUGGAUUGCAUGUACGAAGCGGCAGGGUGAUGAGAGGCGAGGCCGCUCAAUUGGUGGCUUCAGGUGGUUUCUCGGUCGACGCAGCUCAACAGUCGACUCCGGCGUCGGUCCUGUAU
This is a messenger RNA of Cutaneotrichosporon oleaginosum, 1775 nucleotides long. RefSeq lists its product as uncharacterized. NCBI's taxonomy places the organism in Eukaryota, Fungi, Basidiomycota, Tremellomycetes, Trichosporonales, Trichosporonaceae. The record is from RefSeq and is a predicted model, not a curated record.